Molecule: messenger RNA, 459 nt
Organism: Acanthosepion pharaonis
Lineage: Eukaryota; Metazoa; Mollusca; Cephalopoda; Sepiida; Sepiidae
Source: the annotation of a GenBank genome assembly
AUGGCGAAAGGGCCAUUAAUUUUAGACAUUCUCUUAUCUAUCUAUCUAUCCCAGACUGCUUGCUAUCUAUCUAUCUAUCUAUCUAUCUAUCUAUCUAUCUAUCUAUCUAUCUAUCUAUCUAUCUAUCUAUCUCAGUCUGUUCAUAUCUAUCUAUCUAUCUAUCUAUCUAUCUAUCUAUCUAUCUCAAAUUUGUUCAACUUUAUAUCAAUGACUACGUUUAACUCCGUCUAUAUUCAUCUAAAUUUAUCUUCCGAAGAAAUUGAUUCUUCUGUUACAACACUAUCUAUCUAUCUAUCUAUCUAUCUAUCUAUCUAUCUAUCUAUCUAUCUAUCUAUCUCAGUCUGUUUAUAUGAAUCUACGUCGCUGGGUAGAGUUUCGGAUGAGAACGCAGCCGAAUCAAUGCGAUGGCAGUUGGGGUACUGGGGUGAUGAAAAAGUAAGACGUGUUGGUGGCAUUUAG